Molecule: messenger RNA, 1065 nt
Organism: Dalotia coriaria
Lineage: Eukaryota; Metazoa; Arthropoda; Insecta; Coleoptera; Staphylinidae
Product: tRNA (cytosine(38)-C(5))-methyltransferase-like
Cellular component (GO): nucleus
Molecular function (GO): methyltransferase activity
Source: RefSeq, a predicted model, not a curated record
CAUGCGACUACAAGUUGUUUACGAAAUUGACGACGAAAUCAACAUGAAAAUCUUAGAAUUAUACAGUGGAAUAGGAGGAAUGCACACUGCAUUCAAAAGGGCGAAUCUUGAAGGAGAAGUUGUUUGUGCAAUUGACAUCAACCCAACAGCCAACAAAGUUUACGCGCACAAUUUUCCGACCACCAAUAGCAUCAAUGGUAACAUAGAAGGUCUGACUGUGAAUAAAAUCAAGAAGAUGAACAUUGACACCGUCUUCAUGUCUCCUCCAUGCCAGCCAUUCACUCAACUUGGUCUGCAAUUGGACAUUCAUGAUCCCAGAACAAAAUCAUUCAUUUAUUUCCUUGGAAUUCUACCAGAACUUGACAUCAAGAGGCUUUUGCUAGAGAAUGUGAGGGGUUUUGAGCUGUCUGAGGUGCAUAAUAUGUUCAUUACAACACUGAAAAAGUGUGGUUUUCAUUAUAAAGAGUUUAUGUUAAGCCCUAAUCAAUUGGGUGAGCCAAAUAGGCGCCGGAGAUAUUAUUGCGUGGCUAAAAGAGCCUUUGAUGAGGCUGCAGUGGCAAACUUGCCUCAAAAUGAUGAAGUUAUACAAGAUCCAUACACUUUAGAGAAGAUUUUGGAAGAUGUGACCACAGAUGAGUAUAAUGUGCCUAUUAAAAUGUUAUUAAACAAGUCGAAAUUGUUUGAUAUUGUGUACAAAGACUCCAACAGAAGUUGUUGCUUUACAAAGAGUUAUGGAAGGUAUAUUGAAGGAUCUGGAAGUAUUUUUACUCCAAAAACCAUGGCUGAAGUAGAUGAUGUCUAUGAGCGAUUAAAUGAAAACACACAAGAUGAAAUAGACCCUGAAACUCGGAUAAAAAUCGAGACGGAGUUGUUAAAAUCGUUGCAGUUUCGCUUUUUUACAUCACGAGAAAUUUGCAGAUUGAUGUGUUUUCCUGAGGAGUUCGGCUUCCCGGCAAGCGUCACAAAUCGCCAGCGAUAUACACUUCUCGGAAAUAGUAUUAACUGCAAAGUUGUUGCCGAGUUAAUGAAGCUGUUAUAAUGAAUAUUUUUUACGACCGAAUGAAA